Messenger RNA from Mollisia scopiformis, 1491 nucleotides. RefSeq names its product putative lactose permease. The transcript has 5 exons. The coding region runs from base 1 to 1491 and encodes 496 amino acids. The record is from RefSeq and is a predicted model, not a curated record. Gene Ontology annotation, cellular component: membrane. Lineage: Eukaryota; Fungi; Ascomycota; Leotiomycetes; Helotiales; Mollisiaceae. Gene Ontology annotation, biological process: transmembrane transport; carbohydrate transport. Gene Ontology annotation, molecular function: carbohydrate:proton symporter activity.
AUGUUUGCUGUCCUCACUUCUGCUACCAACGGUUACGAUGGAUCCAUGAUGAACGGUCUUCAGGCUUUGCCUCAGUGGGAAGCAUCAUUUCACAAUCCAGGACCAUCAACUCGAGGUCUAUUGAACGCCAUCAUGUCUGUCGGUUCCAUCGUCGCUCUUCCCAUCACGCCAUAUAUUGCCGAUAUUCUUGGCCGACGUGCUGGUGUCAUGACUGGAUGUGUCAUUAUGAUUAUUGGAGUUGUUCUACAAUCCAUUGGCAUCAAUAUCCAAAUGUUCAUUGCGGCUCGUUUCCUCAUCGGCUUCGGUGUCGCUAUUGCUCACGGAAGUGCUCCUCUCCUGAUUGCAGAGCUCGUACACCCUCAACAUCGAGCCAUUUUCACGACGAUCUACAACAGUACUUGGUACUUUGGUAGUAUCGUUGCCUCUUGGUUGACCUAUGGAACCUUCCAGCUUGCUGGUCCGUGGGCCUGGAGAAUCCCAUCAAUCGUUCAAGCUGCUCCUUCCUGCCUCCAGUUGAUUGCUAUCUGGAUGGUACCUGAGUCCCCUCGUUAUCUGAUCGCAAAGGGCAAGAACGAGAAAGCUUUGAACAUCCUAGCCAAGGCGCACGCCAAUGGCAACGUCGAGGACGAACUUGUUCAGAUCGAAUACCGUGAGAUCCGAGAAACCCUUCAGCUCGAGAAGGAGUUCGAGCAAAACGGAUGGCUCGAGUUUUUCCAAACCAAGGGCAACCGCCAUCGUCUCAUCAUUCUCAUCUCCCUUGGAUUCUUCUCCCAAUGGUCUGGCAACGGAUUGGUUUCUUACUACAUGAACCAAGUUCUUCAAGGAGCCGGUGUUACAAGUGCGAAGCUUCGUCUUGAGAUCAACGGUAUACUGAACAUCAUCAACUUCCUCACCGCUGUCACGAUGUGUUUCUUCAUCGACAAGUUCGGUCGUCGCCCAUUGUUCCUCUUCGCUACUGCCGGCAUGUGCGCAUCCUUCUGCAUCUGGACCAUCUGCGCUGCCGAGUUUACCAAGACCGCUGUUGCUGCUGCUGGACAAGCUGAAGUUGCCUUUAUCUUCAUUUACUACGUCUUCUACAACUGCGCUUGGUCUGGUCUGUUGGUCGGUUACGCUGUCGAGAUUCUCCCAUACAAGCUUCGUGCUAAGGGAUUGACCCUCAUGUUCCUCGCUGUCGAUCUUGCCCUCUUCUUCAACUCAUACGUCAACCCCGUCGCGCUCGCCGCUCUGGACUGGAAAUACUACAUCGUCUACGACGUCUGGUUGUUCGUCGAACUCUGCGUCGUCUUCUUCUUCUACAUCGAGACCCGUAACACUCCCCUUGAGGAGAUCGUCAAGUACUUCGAUGGCGAACAGGCAUUGCUCGGUGGUGACAUGGCUACCGAGAAGGCGAGGGCUAUUCUUAUUGAGGAGGCUGGUGAUCAUCACAACAAGACUGCCAUUGCUCAUACAGAGGAGGUCAGCAGUCCUAAUAGCCAGGACGGCAAGAUCUAA